Molecule: messenger RNA, 1530 nt
Organism: Sphenostylis stenocarpa
Lineage: Eukaryota; Viridiplantae; Streptophyta; Magnoliopsida; Fabales; Fabaceae
Source: the annotation of a GenBank genome assembly
AUGGCAAACUACCACCGCAACAACGUCGAGCAUGUGGUCCUCGGCCACCACCACCAUCAACACCACCGUUCCAAGGCCACCUCCGUCGCCGGCGGCCAUUUCCGCCUAUGGCAGUCCCUCUCCGUCACCUCCUUACGCCGCCUGAUAUUCGACGCCGUCAGCUGCGGCGCCAGUUCCCGCUACGCUGAGAGAUCCGACACGUCCUCCGAGAGACACCAGCACCAACAGAAACAGCAACAGCUGCACAAGACGAAGCCGAAUAGCGCGAAGUCGGAGAAGCUCUCGGAUCUGCUGAACCUCGCGGAGGUCGAAGCCGACGCGGAAACGAAGAAGAAAGAAGAGAAGCUCGAGGAGCUGAAGAGCAUUGUGAAGGAGCUUCAGAAGGAAGAAGAAGGAAAAGAGGAAGAAGAAGAAGAAUCAAUGAAACGAAGAAGAGAAGCUGCUUCGAAGGUGAGGUUGCUAGCCAAAGAGGAUUUGGAAGUUAGAGGAACGCUCGCGAUGCUCGGAGCCAUUCCUCCUCUCGUCGCAAUGCUCGAUGAAACUGAAAACGACGUCGAUUCGCUCGUGGCUUCGCUCUACGCGCUGCUCAACCUCGGAAUCGGAAACGACGCGAAUAAAGCAGCUAUUGUGAAAGUUGGGUCUGUUGAGAAGAUGCUGAAGCUGAUUGCAUCUCCAGAUGGUCUAGAUUCUUCGGUUUCUGAAGCAAUUGUUGCGAAUUUCCUUGGACUUAGUGCUUUGGAUUCGAAUAAGCUCAUAAUUGGGUCUUCGGCUUCAAUUUCUUUCUUAGUUAGAACCCUGCAGAGUUUAGAUGACAAGAGUAGUCCUCAAGCCAAGCAAGAUGCUCUACGGGCAUUGUACAAUCUUUCGAUCUACCCAGCCAAUGUUGCAUUCGUUUUGGAAACAGAUUUGGUUCUGUUUCUGGUGAGCUCAAUAGGGGACAUGGAGGUAACUGAAAGAGCCCUUGCAAUUCUCAGUAACUUGGUGUCGACCCGGGAGGGUAGAAAGGCGAUUAGUGCAGUGCAAGAUUCGAUUCCUAUCCUGGUGGAUGUGUUGAAUUGGACAGAUUCGCCAGAAUGCCAGGAGAAGGCAUCGUACAUUUUGAUGGUUAUGGCACACAAGUCCUACGGGGACAAGCAGGCCAUGAUUGAGGCAGGGAUUGCGUCAUCGCUGCUUGAGUUGUCCCUUUUGGGUACCACAUUGGCUCAGAAAAGGGCAUCAAGGAUACUGGAAAUUUUGAGGGUGGACAAAGGGAAACAGGUUUCUGGGAGCUAUGGCUUGAGUGCUGCUGUCUCUGCCCCUAUUUGCGGCUCUUCGUCGGCGAAGCCGGGUGACGGAGGGAGAGAUUGUUUUGACGAGGAGGAAGAUAUGAUGAGUGAGGAGAAGAAAGCAGUGAAGCAAUUAGUCCAGCAGAGUUUGCAGAGCAACAUGAGGAAAAUUGUAAAAAGGGCCAAUUUGCCUCACGACAUUGUGCCAUCGGAUCAUUUCAAGUCACUCACUUCAAGUUCUACCUCAAAGAGCCUACCAUUUUGA